Messenger RNA from Phacochoerus africanus (Common warthog), 1762 nucleotides. RefSeq names its product exoribonuclease 1 (gene ERI1). The transcript has 7 exons. Gene Ontology annotation, cellular component: cytoplasm; nucleolus. NCBI's taxonomy places the organism in Eukaryota, Metazoa, Chordata, Mammalia, Artiodactyla, Suidae. Gene Ontology annotation, molecular function: 3'-5'-RNA exonuclease activity; nucleic acid binding. Gene Ontology annotation, biological process: exonucleolytic trimming to generate mature 3'-end of 5.8S rRNA from tricistronic rRNA transcript (SSU-rRNA, 5.8S rRNA, LSU-rRNA). The record is from RefSeq and is a predicted model, not a curated record. Bases 179 to 1228 code for a protein of 349 amino acids.
GUCUGGACGCCUUACGCUCCCGGAAGUGGGAGGUGUCCGCGGGAGUUUGUGUGGCCGCCGCCGCGGGAACGCGAGCCCGGUAAUUUUUCAACGGAGAAAGGCGAGGCUCUCGGGCUUGGCCGAGUGAGAGUUAGCGAGUGGCGGACACCAGCAGCUCUCUUCUUAGGUGACACGCAGCAUGGAGGAUGAGCAGAGCCACCAGCCCGGCGGCGAGGCCCUGGCUCCCGCGCGGCGCGGGUCGCUGGGGUCGGAGUGCGGGGAGCAGCCGCAGCAUCGGAAUCCCGAGAAAAAGCAACGAUGUAGACUUGAUGGCCAAGAAACAAAAGGAUCUAAAUUCAUUACCUCCAUUGCAAGUGAUUUCAGUGACCCAGUUUACAAAGAGAUUGCUAUUACAAAUGGUUGCAUUAAUAGAAUGAGUAAGGAAGAGCUCAGAGCUAAACUUUCAGAAUUUAAGCUUGAAACCAGAGGUGUAAAGGAUGUACUAAAGAAGAGACUGAAAAACUAUUAUAAGAAGCAAAAGCUGAUGUUGAAAGAGGGCAGUUGUGCUGACAGUUACUAUGACUACAUCUGUAUUAUUGACUUCGAAGCCACUUGUGAAGAGGGUAACCCACCUGAGUUCAUACAUGAAAUAAUAGAAUUUCCUGUUGUUUUACUGAAUACACAUACCUUAGAAAUAGAAGAUACAUUUCAGCAGUAUGUGAGACCAGAGAUUAACACACAACUUUCUGAUUUCUGCAUCAAUCUAACUGGAAUUACUCAGGAUCAGGUGGACAAAGCUGAUACCUUCCCUCAGGUACUAAAAAAAGUCAUUGAAUGGAUGAAAUUGAAGGAAUUAGGAACAAAGUAUAAGUAUUCUAUAUUAACAGAUGGUUCAUGGGAUAUGAGUAAGUUCCUGAACAUUCAGUGCCGGCUAAGUAGGCUUAAAUAUCCACCUUUUGCCAAAAAAUGGAUCAAUAUUCGGAAGUCAUAUGGAAACUUUUACAAGGUUCCCAGAAGCCAAACCAAGCUAACAAUAAUGCUUGAAAAACUCGGAAUGGAUUAUGAUGGGCGACCUCACAGUGGUCUUGAUGACUCUAAGAACAUUGCCCGAAUAGCUGUUCGAAUGCUUCAGGAUGGGUGUGAACUCCGGGUUAAUGAGAAAAUGCAUGCAGGACAGCUAAUGAGUGUGUCCUCUUCGCUACCAAUAGAGGGCACCCCAGCUCCGCAAAUGCCCCAUUCCAGAAAAUAACAGCACUUUUGCUCUUUUGCCCCUGGAUCAUUCACUCUAACUGGAGCUGCUACAAAGAGGUAGCAGAUGAAUACUUAUUGAAUUAGUCCUGCAGUGCAAAACUUAAGCACCUUAAACAUUUAAAAUCUUAUUUCAGUUAUAGAUAGAUGCAUAUAUAUGUGAACAGUUCUGUGGGGAGGGCAUAUUGAAUUUUUUGUCAUCAGCACUUUUGAUAUGAGCAGUAUUUGUUACACAGUAGCAGUUCCUGCUUAGAACUGAAUUUGUAAUUUAAGGUGUCCAAGAUGUGUUCCUUUUGGUUUUAAAAUGUUGGCUCUCCCCUUGAAUGUUAUUUCUUAUUGAUGUUAAAAUAUGUAAAAUGUAUUUCUACAUUAACAGCAUUAGAUCAGAUCAUUUCUUAAAAUACAGAAAAGAUGGGAAAGAUAUAGGCCUUAUAUAGCCUUUGGUUUUUAAGAGUAUCAUAGUCUUUUUGGUUUUUGGAGUUUCUUUGUGAAGGUCAGCUGCGAGUGGUGAAUUUCAUAAAGUACUUGGUACACA